Molecule: messenger RNA, 939 nt
Organism: Sciurus carolinensis (gray squirrel)
Lineage: Eukaryota; Metazoa; Chordata; Mammalia; Rodentia; Sciuridae
Product: olfactory receptor 7G2-like
Exons: 1
Coding region: 1-939 (312 amino acids)
Biological process (GO): G protein-coupled receptor signaling pathway
Cellular component (GO): membrane
Molecular function (GO): G protein-coupled receptor activity; olfactory receptor activity
Source: RefSeq, a predicted model, not a curated record
AUGAAAGCUAGAAACCAAACAACCAUUUCAGAAUUCCUCCUCCUGGGACUGACAGAGGACCCAGCACUGCAGCCCCUCAUCUUCAGCCUCUUCUUGUCCAUCUACCUGGUCACCAUCAUGGGGAACCUGCUCAUCAUCCUGGCCAUCAGCUCUGACUCCCACCUCCACACCCCCAUGUACUUCUUCCUAUGCAUCCUGUCUGCUAAUGACAUCUGCUUAAGCACAAGCACAGUCCCCAAGAUGCUGGUGAAUAUCCUGAGACAGGAUCAGAGCAUCACCUACACCGGAUGCCUCUGCCAGGUCUGUUUUGUCAUAAUUUUUGUUGGACUGGAAAAUUGUCUCAUUACAGUGAUGUCCUAUGACCGCUAUGUGGCCAUUUGUUACCCCCUUAAAUACACAGUCAUCAUGAAUCCUCAUCUCUGUGUAUUGCUAGUUCUAGUCUCCCUGGUAAUUAGUAUUGUGCAUGCCCUUCUCCACACUCUGAUGGUGCUGAGGCUGUCCUUCUGCACAGACCUGGAGAUCCCCCACUUCUUCUGUGAACUUGCUCAGGUCCUGAAGCUGGCCUGUUCUGAUACCCUCAUCAAUAACCUACUAGUGUAUUUGGUGACUGUACUAUUAGCUGGUGUUCCUCUCUCUGGAAUCAUUUUCUCUUAUGUUCACAUUGUGUCCUCUGUCUUGAGAAUGCCCUCAUCAGAAGGAAAGCAUAAAGCUUUUUCCACCUGUGGGUCUCACCUGUCUGUUGUCUCCUUGUUCUAUGGGACUGGUUUUGGGGUAUACAUUAGUUCUGCAGUGACUGACUCCUCCAGGAAGUCUGCAGUGGCCUCAGUGAUGUAUUCUGUGGUCCCUCAGAUGCUGAACCCCUUUAUCUACAGCCUGAGGAACAGGGACAUGAAGGUCUCUGUGAGAAUGCUCAUGGGUAGGACACCCGCUAUUCUGUGA